Molecule: messenger RNA, 1167 nt
Organism: Zingiber officinale
Lineage: Eukaryota; Viridiplantae; Streptophyta; Magnoliopsida; Zingiberales; Zingiberaceae
Exons: 2
Coding region: 1-1167 (388 amino acids)
Source: RefSeq, a predicted model, not a curated record
AUGAGAAGCAUCUCCUGUUCCGAGCAAUUCAGUAGGGAUGUUGAGAGGAAACCAAAUGACCAAGAAGAGGCUCAUCUUUCUGGUGCAUACAUUCGCAGUCUUGUCAAAAGACUCAGCUAUUCGAGGUCUAGAGGUCCAGCAAAAAUGGAGCUUGAAGAUGGCAAAGACAUAAAUCUCCUCAAUAAGUCACAGGCAGGAUCACCGAAGUCACUAGCACCCAAGAAACAAGUGAGAAGAAGACUCCACACGACUAGGCCUUACCAGGAAAGAUUGUUCAAUAUGGCAGAAGCGAGAAGAGAGAUUGUAGCUGCCCUCAAAUUGCAUAGAGCUUCCAUGAAGCAAGCCAAUGAACUCCAAAGCAUGGCGACGGCAUCGACUUUGCAAGGAACAUCCCGUGAGCUGGUGGUGGAUUCUAUAAGAAACUCCAUAGACCAUCAUUACGACCACAACUUAACUAACUACUUUCAUCCUUCUCAAUUCUCACCCAUCGACUUGUCUUCCCCCUUCUCUUGGACUUAUCCAUCCAUUGCACCUACUGAAUCAAUCUUUGAUCAACUCAACUUCCAAUUGCCCGAUCAGCCAUUAGGCCUCAAUCUCAAUCUCCAAAGUUUCCAAAAUAUUGAUACAUCCAUUUAUCACAACAUUCAUGAGCAAAAUCCUGUUGAGCCAUCAUCAUCAUCGACAUCAUCAUCAUCACAAGCUUUGUUGUCAUCUUAUUCAAACUCUACUUCUAAUGCAAUGUCAGGCAUCCAAGGGCCAGCCAGUUCUCAGCAACCGUCACAAGUUGCAUUCGAUCCUUCAUCGGUCUCACUGCACCAGGCAAUGGAUGAUGAGGAGAUGGCUGAAAUUCAAUCUAUUGGAGAACAACAUGAUAUAGAAUGGAAUGAUAAAAUGAACUUGGCAACAUCAGCAUGGUGGAGUAAGUUCUUGAAGAACAUGGAAAGUGGUGUAGGUGAGGGUCAUGGUGGAGCCAAUGGAGAUUGGAUCUAUGCCUUUGAUGAGGCCUUAGACAUGCCAUAUUGGUUAAAUGGCAGUGUUGGAGAGAAUGCAAAGGAGAAUUCCUUAUUUCAACAACACUUGGAUGAUUAUUUCCAUGUUGAUGAUUACCUGCAAGAUGCUACUCUGGAAAGCUUGGAUACUGGAGAAGUUGAAUAUGGAGGAGAAUGA